Esox lucius (northern pike) is the source of this 5619-nucleotide messenger RNA. RefSeq names its product dishevelled associated activator of morphogenesis 1a (gene daam1a). Gene Ontology annotation, cellular component: stress fiber. Gene Ontology annotation, molecular function: small GTPase binding; actin binding. NCBI's taxonomy places the organism in Eukaryota, Metazoa, Chordata, Actinopteri, Esociformes, Esocidae. The coding region runs from base 709 to 3918 and encodes 1069 amino acids. The transcript is spliced from 26 exons. Gene Ontology annotation, biological process: actin cytoskeleton organization. The record is from RefSeq and is a predicted model, not a curated record.
GGAAAGAGAAGAGGGCUGGCUGACAGCAGCGGCAGCAGAAGCCAACAUCUGUGUGUCUCUGUCCAUAUAAUCGUCUCAGCAGUCUGAACUGACUGCCUGUGUGCUACGAUUUAGCGUAGCCUCGAGAGGUUGUGGACUUUGGAGACUAUACUGGAUUAAAGGGAGUUCCACUUAUUUUCGAUAGAUUGAUUGCUCUCAGUGUUGCUAUGUAGAAGGACAGUUCAGUAUGAUGAAUAGUUCGUCGAUUUUUAUUUUAAAUUGGGUUUUUUUGGAACACAAAAGGAUUCUGUAGUACACAGUGCAAGGCUUUGUGUCUAUCUGCAGGGAGAGGACUUGGCUCAACUACAGCUACGUGACAACACUUGACUCAACCCGUGGAUUUUAUAAUGCUAUGUCCAAGCUGAAGAGAUCAGUGUCUUUUCCGGGAGCUCUUUUAGAUGAGGCUGGAGCUGCAUGCUUUUCUCUCCUGGCCUGUACUGUGACGAUGGGCAUCUCACUACUGGAGAUGUAGGAAGUCCUUUCUUCAGCUCCUCACACUGUCAGCAGGACUAGCUCAGUACUGUUGAGCCUGUUUACUGUCCGGACUGGACUUUAAAAACAAAAUGCUUAACCAUAUAAGUGGAUCUAUUGCUGUUGUGUAAAAAGGGAGCCGUGGUGAGAGACGGUGACAUACCCUAGAAAGGGCCCAAACCCGGCCACCCCCGCGCCAUGGCCCCUCGCAAGCGUCCAGGGCGGGGCAUCUCGGAUAUCUUCUGCUGUUUUAAAGGGAGCGAUCACCCGGAGAUCACCUACCGCCUUCGCCAUGACAGUAACUUCACCCUGCAGACCAUGGCGCCCACCCAGCCCAUGCCACCCCAGGAGGAGCUGGAUGCCAUGUUCUCUGAGCUGGUGGAUGAGCUGGACCUUUCAGAAAAACACAGGGAAGUUAUGUUUGCCCUACCAGCUGAGAAGAAAUGGCAGAUGUACCUCAGCAAAAAGAAUGAUGGAGAAGAGAAUAAGGGUGCUACUAGUUGGCCGGAGUUCUACAUCGACCAGUUGAACUCCAUGGCUGCUAGGAAGACCCUUAUCGCGCUGGAAAUGGAGGACGAGGAAGAGCGAAACAAGACCAUAGAGGGCUUGAAGACGGCUCUGAGGACACAGCCCAUGAGAUUUGUGACUCGGUUCAUCGACCUGGACGGCCUGACGUGCAUCCUGAACUUCCUGAAAAGCAUGGACUAUGAGACCACCGAGUCCCAGAUCCACACGUCCCUGAUCGGCUGCAUCAAGGCCCUGAUGAACAACUCCCAGGGCCGUUCGCACGUGCUCUCUCACACCGAGAGCAUCAACAUCAUCGCCCAGAGCCUGGCCACUGAGAACGUCAAGACCAAAGUGGCCGUUCUGGAGAUCAUGGGCGCCGUUUGUCUGGUGCCAGGAGGCCACAAGAAGAUCCUGCAGGCCAUGUUGCACUACCAGAAGUUUGCCUGCGAGAGGACUCGCUUCCAGAGUCUGUUGAAUGACCUAGACAGGAGUACGGGCCGCUAUAGGGACGAGGUCAGCCUGAAGACGGCCAUCAUGUCCUUUAUCAACGCAGUGCUCAGUCAGGGUGCAGGGGAGUCAAGCUUUGAGUUCAGAAUCCACCUGCGGUACGAGUUCCUCAUGUUGGGAAUCCAGCCUGUUAUAGAUAAACUGAGGUCCCACGAAAACGCAACGUUAGACAGGCAUUUGGACUUCUUUGAGAUGCUGAGAAACGAGGACGAGCUGGCUUUGGCGAAACGCUUCGACUCUGUACAUAUUGACACAAAAAGUGCCACCCAAGUGUUUGAGCUUAUAAAGAAGAAGAUGAACCACACUGACGCGCACCCGCACUUUCUUUCCGUCUUACAGCACUGCCUCCUUAUGCCUUACAAGCGCAGUGGGAACACGGUGCAGUACUGGCUCCUGCUGGACCGUAUCGUCCAACAGCUCGUCUUGCAGAAUGACAAAGGUCAUGACCCCGACGUCACCCCUCUGGAGAACUUCAAUGUGAAGAAUGUGGUGCGAAUGCUGGUCAACGAGAAUGAAGUCAAACAGUGGAAGGAACAGGCUGAGAAAAUGAGAAAAGAGCACUACGAGCUGCAGCAGAAGUUCGACAAGAAGGAACGCGAGUGCGAUGCCAAGACCCAAGAGAAGGAGGACAUGAUGCAGACACUGAAUAAAAUGAAGGAAAAGCUGGAGAAAGAGUCCAGCGAGCACAAGCAGGCCAAGCAGCAAGUGACCGACCUCUCAGCCCGUCUGCAUGAGCUCAGCACCAAGCCUAAUGUAAGUGUUCCCGGCGGCCCUCCGUUCUUACCCGGCGCCCCCGGCGGUCCCAUACCACCCCCACCCAUGCAGGCCGGUAUGCCCCCACCCCCUCCAGCCCCUGGCAGCAUGCCUCCGCCACCACCGCCUCCACCCGGUGGACCCCCGCCUCCCCCGGGCAUGGCUCCCUUCGGCCCGCCGCCUCCCCCCGGAGCUCCUAUGGGACUUGGGCUGAAGAAGAAGAACAUCCCUCAGCCCUCCAACCCACUCAAGUCUUUCAACUGGGCCAAACUGGCUGAGAAUAAACUGGAGGGCACUGUGUGGACGGACGUUGACGACAUCAAGGUUUUCAAAGUCCUGGACCUGGAAGACAUCGAGAAGACCUUCUCUGCAUACCAGAGACAGCAGGACUUCUUAACAAUGAACAAUAACAAGAAAGAGUCUGAGGAUGACACACUGACUUCCAAGAAGGUCAAGGAGUUGUCCGUCAUCGACGGUCGCAGAGCCCAGAACUGUAACAUCCUCCUCUCUCGGCUGAAGCUGUCCAAUGAGGAGAUCAAGAGGGCCAUCUUGACUAUGGAUGAACAGGAAGAUCUACCCAAAGACAUGCUAGAGCAGCUUCUGAAGUUCGUCCCGGAGAAGGCUGACGUGGAUCUCCUGGAGGAGCACAAGCAUGAGCUGGACCGCAUGGCCAAAGCUGACCGCUUCCUUUACGAGAUGAGCAGAAUUAACCACUACCAACAGAGGCUGCAGUCUCUUUACUUUAAAAAAAAGUUUGCAGAAAGAAUCUCAGAAGUCAAACCUAAAGUUGAAGCUCUGACCAGGGCCUCUAAAGAGGUGCUUCAGAGCCGCUGCCUCAAGCAGCUUUUGGAGGUGGUCCUGGCCUUCGGUAACUACAUGAAUAAGGGACAGCGGGGGAAUGCCUACGGUUUCAAAGUGUCUUCACUCAACAAGAUCGCUGACACCAAGUCCAGCAUUGACAAGAACAUUACUCUGCUUCAUUACCUGAUCACUAUACUGGAGCAGAAGUAUCCCAAAGUGGCCAUGUUCCAAGAAGAGCUUCAGAGUGUUCCAGAGGCAGCCAAAGUCAACAUGACAGAGCUGGAGAAAGACAUCAACAACCUGCGUUCCGGUUUGAAGAGUGUGGAGACGGAGCUGGCGUUCCAGAGGGGACUUCCUCAGGUUUCGGGGGAUAAGUUUGUGUCUGUGGUGAGCCAGUUCAUCACUGUGGCCAGCUUCAGCUUCUCAGACGUGGAUGAUUCUCUGACGGAGUCCAAGGAGCUGUUUCUGAAAGCAGUGCAGCAUUUCGGUGAGGACGCAACCCGUAUGCAGCCAGACGAGUUCUUUGGAAUAUUCGACCAGUUCCUACAGGCGUUCGCUGAUGCCAAACAGGAGAAUGAGAACAUGCACAAACGCAAGGAAGAGGAGGAACGACGGGCCCGUAUAGAAGCACAAAUGAAGGAGCAGAGGGAGAAGGAGCGCAAGGCCAGGAAGGCGAAGGAGAACUGUGAGGAGGAUGGUGAAUUUGACGAUCUGGUUUCAGCCUUGCGCUCUGGGGAGGUGUUUGACAAGGACCUGUCCAAGAUGAAACGCAACCGCAAACGGGUCAACUCAUCAACUGACACUAGCAGGGAGCGACCCGUCACCAAACUGAACUUCUGAAUCAAAACAACUGACAACUAACUUGGGCUAGGCUAUAUCUGCCCUCUGGUGGCCUGGCAUGGGCCUAGCACCCACUUAUUUCGGAGUGGACAGAAUUCACUGCUGAAAACUUACCUGACCAGAAAAGGUGAUGGAAAGACAUCUACUUAAUCUUCUGCUACUCAAGCAACAAUAACCCACACCUUGUGUCUGUCUGGAAACAGACAUAAGGUAUUACCUCCUCUAAAUACCAUGAACCAUGGAUCAGGGGAAUGUCUCUAAGCUAUGUGUUAAUUGCCAAAACCUACAUUUAAAAUGCUGUGGUCUAAAUGAUAGUUUUGCUCAUGUUGGGGAAGUGGACUUUUGGCAUAGGACACCUUUUGACGUUUCCUGCCUGCAAAGAUGAACGGGAAGUUGAAUGGAAAGCAAGCAAGUGCGUGCGUGCACAGACAGACACACCGGCUGUGACACAUUUCCUCCUUUAUUAAGGGGAGAAAGUGGAAAAUCUUUCCUUCUAUUGUGUUCAGUCAGUCAGACACCCUAGAGAGGUGUAGAAGAGGAUGUCCACCCUAUGCAGACUAAUACUGUCUCCUGAAGCACAACCUAGCAUGUAUGAGUGAUUGUGAGGUUCUUUUGUAAGUGAAAACACAUUUUGAUACAGUUUUAUUACAAUCCUGCAAAGACCUAAUUUCCAUAUUCAAAACCAAAUCUCAGAUGCAAUAUUACCAUUUUAUUAGAGCCUAACUUUAGAAAAUAAUGCAUUCAAAAUGCAACAAAAGAUAGGUCAAAAAAUAUGUUACUGUAUAUACAGUAUUGUAGAAUAUUAGGACCUAGUUUAAGGUCUGCUGAUUUUAAUAGACAUAAAACAUCACUUUCUAUUUAAUUUGAAGAGUUGCCAAAAAGGAUUGCUCUUCCUCUGGUCAUCCUAACACACUGUGGAUAUCAGACUGGAAACUAUGCAGCCCAACAUGUUGAGUUUUGUCUUGGUGGUUUUUGUUCAAUACUAUUAUGUAUGUGUAUAUUAUGUACAUAUGCCAAUUCCAGUAUCACCGCCUCACUACGUGUCCUACAGGAGCCUUUCUGUUAUUUGGUCUGCCUCAAUUAGGAAAGACCUUCUAAAAUAUUUACUCCCAUUUCCACAGUCACCCUCCUUCACUGUGUAACAGCAUUUUUAAUGUGUAUGUGGGUUUUUUCAAAACAGCUUUUUUUUAAUUAUUAUUUAAACAAUCUCUUAUUUUGGAACAGACUAAAGUAAUAAACCUGGAUGUCAAUUCAUCUCUUUAAUGUUUGUCUCCCACUCAAAACUGCAACUGUUGAUUCCACACAGGCCAUUUACUUUUUUUAAUUACUCUGCAAAAAAAGAAAGGUGUGUAUUCAUCUCAAGAGCUAUUGUGAGGAGCUUCCUCUGAUGGCCGGUGGGCACGACUCGCCAUUCUAUAAAUUCAAUUUCUGAAAUACUGUUGUUUCUGUCAAAGUGUUAAAGGAUUUCUGAAAACAAAUGUUAGAAGCUGAAAUUGAACACAUCUGACCGUUAUCUGAUUAGGUUACAACAGUCCCAGAAGCAACUAAUUAGAAAGUAUUGUCCAAUGUGCUCAUCUGGCCUUUGCAACACAGUCCUUGAGGGGAUUGAGCUGCUUCAUGCUUUGGACACUGUUAUAUUCAGAAAGCCUGAAUAAUGACCUUGCCACCAAUAAAAACACUGCCAAUAUUAUGGAAACAGUA